Molecule: messenger RNA, 1977 nt
Organism: Dimorphilus gyrociliatus
Lineage: Eukaryota; Metazoa; Annelida; Polychaeta; Dinophilidae
Source: the annotation of a GenBank genome assembly
AGAAAGCGUUGGCCGCUUCACCUGCGAACAUUGAAGAUUUAAGAUGGAAGAGACAUGCGCAAAAACCGGCGUUUUCUAGAAAGAAGCGCUCGAGAGUUUAUUGUUUACAUUACGGAAUUCUUGCAGUUGCCGACCUAAUUUUAUUCGCGCUACAUGAAGGAUAGUACUAAGCCAAAGUCGAAGGAGCCUCGUCAAAAGUUCAAGUUGAACUUUAUAAAGAAGGCGAAGAAAGAUGAGCAGAAGACAAAUAACCAGAAAAUGGAAGACGACGCCAGUGACGGAGGAUUAUCGGAUUAUUCCCAAUCGACGUUGAAAAGGCUUGAUUCUGAUUCAGAUACGGCGACGGAAGAUUGUUCAACUCCAAAAUAUACGGUUCGCCAUAUUCGUGCCGAAGAUAUGGUGAAAAGACGAAGUAAAUCCGUAACACCGCCCUCGAAUUUGGAAUCUGCUCAGGAGACGCCGCCCAGACACCGAUGGACUAGAACUAGAAAUGAAAGGGCCAACAGCGCAUCACGAGCGAAUGUUGAGGGGAGAAAGCACGGAUUGAAGGCGUCCUUCGACGACGUGCAGAGACGCGUAAACGGCUCGUCCCAUGAGGAACAUCGACGCCAUACAGUUACAGUCUCUUCUUCCGAUGUCGAAUCCAUAAAGUCAAAUAGCACUAGUUGCAGCAGCGUAUGCGAUAAGCGUAGUGUAUAUGAGCAUCUGGCGUCUGCUUUCCCCGCUCACUCUGAAGCUAUCUACGGAGCUUAUGUAAAAAAGAAUGAUCAUCAGGUGCGAAAUCUUACGGACGAAGAAGAAUUCCGCAGAAAUAGUAGAGCUCGUUGCAGUCUUCCAGUUGUGAAAUCUACCAAUAAGACCCUAGAGAGGCCUUUAGGAUUGGUUUUAUUGACUUGCCGAAAUGAAACAAAAAGAGCCACUUUGCCCAAUGAAGUCACUUCCAUGGACACUGUUCGAGCUUUGUUCGUCCGCUCCUUUCCUUCAAUACUCUCAAUGUCCAGCAAUGGCUGGCAAAAUAAGAGAAUAUAUAUUUUAGACCAUACAACAAACGUUUAUUACGAAUUGGAAAAUGUUCAUGAUAUUCACGACAGAUCAGUUUUAAAAGUAGUUGAAGUUGAACCUGGGGAAAGUUAUCCUAUGAAUGAGCCAAUUUACUCUGUUCCACACAAAUACCGCCAGAGCACAUCGCCUAAUUACGGAAUCUAUGCAACUCCAUCUGAAUUAGGUAUCCUCUCUCAGCCGCAAGGCAAUUCCGGGUCUACAACGCCAACUCCUCGUGAUCCAGAAACUCAAGCUAGAAUGGCUUCAAUGGAAGCUCAAUUGGCACAUCUGACAGCUUGGGUGCAAACCGCCGUAAAACCGGAUAGGCCGUCGAGUAAUUGCAGUUCGAUGAUUUCUGAUUCUGAAAUUCAGCCUACUUCCGUGUACUUGAAUCACUUGAUGAGCGUUCAAAAAGAAAUACAAUUAUUAAAAAGUGAGCAAGAGCAGCUAAAAGAAAAACACUUGACAAACGUACGAUCUAUGCACGAUCUGUUCAGGGACUCUUUCAAUAAGAUACAAACCGUGCUCGGCGAACACCAAUGUCGGAAAUCUGAAGUUGAGAAGAUCGUCGAUAAACUGUGCACUGAUAAAAUAUCUUUAGAAAAAGAUUUAACGGAUUUAGAGCUUUGCGUAGAAGAAAUUCGCUCCGACGUUCUCAAGCAUAAAUGCCGGGUUAAUUUGACGGAAGUCAGUAAAUUGGCGAUUGGAUUGAGCGGUAUUAGUAAGCGGAUGGCCGAAAUGAAGAUAGGUAUGCCUGAUGUGGAAAAUCGAUUGAAAGAAGCGAUGACUGACGAACUUCAAACUAUAGUCCGAGCAGAAAAGUUCAUCACGGACGAACCAGAUAGUAUUGAAAAGGAUUUAAAAAGGUGUAAAAAAGUUAUGACGAUCUUGUCAACAUUGAAAAGGUUUGUCGCCGGAUGUACUAAAAAUCACUAA